Molecule: messenger RNA, 4377 nt
Organism: Polyodon spathula (Mississippi paddlefish)
Lineage: Eukaryota; Metazoa; Chordata; Actinopteri; Acipenseriformes; Polyodontidae
Product: voltage-dependent calcium channel subunit alpha-2/delta-4-like
Exons: 41
Coding region: 1-3591 (1196 amino acids)
Cellular component (GO): voltage-gated calcium channel complex
Molecular function (GO): voltage-gated calcium channel activity
Source: RefSeq, a predicted model, not a curated record
AUGCCUUUAAUAGACCUCACCCGGAAGGCUGCCCCAAAUAGUAUUCAGUGGACGGAGUUGUGUCAGAGGGCCUUUCAUGCUUUGAAGCGGAGACUGUGUAGUAAGCCAGUGCUGUGCAGCCUGGAUUUCAGCAGGCAGUUUACCCUGCAGAUAGAUGCAUCAGAGACAGGUCUCGAGGCAAGGUUGUCUCAGGAGGUGCGGGGAAGCGAGCACCCGGUCCUGUAUAUCAGCAGGAAGCUCUUUCCCCGUGAAAAGAACUACAGUACCAUCGAGGAGGAGUGUCUCGUGGAAGGCAUGGGAGUAUCUGCACCUUUAGACCAGACCGAGCCUGCGGAAGCACGACUAGUCCUGACUGUGGAUGAAACUGAAAAGGAAAACAAAACGAUUAGGCAGAGGAAAGAGUCUCAGAAAAGGGCGGAGGAUGAGAACGGAGAGGCCGAAGAGGAAGAAAAACAAGGCAGCCGGAGAGCAUGUGCGUGUUUCAGCUGUGUCAACGCUCCUAAAUACAAGGACGUCGAGUCGAUAAUAAAGAUUGAGGAGGUGGAUGGUUUGGAACUGGUGAGGAAAUUUGCUGAGGAAAUGGAGGAGAUGUUGGGCAGAAAAAUGAAAGCCGUAAAGAGGCUGGUAAAUGCCGCAGAGGAUGCUGACUUGUACCAUGAGUAUAAUGCGUCGUUAGAGUAUGAUUACUUCAACUCUGUGAAAGUCAAUGAGAGGGAUGACGAUGGUAACUAUGUGGAGCUUGGCGGUGAAUUCAUCUUGGAGUCCAACGAGCACUUCAAUGACCUGCCUGUCAACACCUCACUCAGCAACAUCCAGGUCCCCACCAACGUCUACAACAAAGACCCAGGCAUUCUGAAUGGGGUGUACAUGUCAGAGGCUCUGAACCCCCUGUUUGUGGAUAACUUUGAGAAGGACCCCACCCUUACCUGGCAGUACUUUGGCAGCUUUACAGGAUUCUUCAGGCUCUACCCAGGUAUUAAGUGGCAGCCAGAUGAGAACGGCGUUAUUGCUUUCGACUGCAGGAACCGGAAUUGGUAUAUCCAGGCUGCCACGUCUCCGAAGGACAUUGUGAUUGUUGUCGAUAUCAGCGGCAGUAUGAAGGGUCUAAGGCUGAGCAUCGCCAAGCACACCAUUACCACCAUCCUGGACACGCUGGGAGAGAACGACUUCGUCAACAUCAUUGCUUACAACGAUUAUGUCCAUUACGUUGAGCCUUGCUUCAAAGGGACGCUGGUACAGGCAGAUCUCGACAAUCGAGAGCAUUUCAAGCUGCUGGUGGAAGAACUGCAUGCCAAGGGAAUGGGAACAGUGAAGAAGGCUCUGAAAGAGGCCUUUGGCAUCCUCAAUCAGUUUAACGUGACUGGCCAGGGAAGCCUGUGUAACCAGGCUAUCAUGCUUAUCACAGACGGGGCGGUAGAGGAUUACAAGCAGGUGUUUGAAGACUACAAUUGGCCCGACCGCAAGGUCCGUGUCUUUACCUACCUGAUUGGACGGGAAGUGACAUUUGCUGACAAUGCAAAGUGGAUUGCCUGCAACAAUAAAGGCUACUACACUCAGAUCUCCACGCUGGCCGAUGUACAGGAGAAUGUGAUGGAGUACCUGCAUGUCCUGAGCCGGCCCAUGGUCAUCAACCACGACCAUGACAUCAUCUGGACAGAGGCCUACAUGGACAGUGCUCUGCCUAAGUCCGACGAGCUCUUUGCCUCUCAAGCCCAGAGUCUGUUCCUCAUGACAACAGUGGCCAUGCCAGUCUUCAGUAAGAAGAACGAAACCCGUUCAGAGGGGAUUCUGCUGGGGGUGGUGGGAUCUGACGUGCCCCUCAGAGAGCUGCUAAAGCUGGCCCCCAGGUACAAGCUUGGAGUCCAUGGCUAUGCGUUUCUGAACACAAACAAUGGUUACAUUCUCUCGCACCCUGAUCUGCGACCUGUGUAUAAAGAAGGGAAGAAACUGAAGCCCAAGCCAAACUACAACAGUGUGGACCUGGCCGAGGUGGAGUGGGAGGACACUGAUGAGGUUCUGAGGACAGCGAUGGUGAAUGGAGAGACAGGGGCUUUCUCCAAUGAUGUGAGGAUGCCAGUGGAGAAAGGCAGAAGAGUACUGUUCCUGACCAAUGAUUAUUUCUAUACAGUUAUCAAGGAGACCCCAUUCAGCCUGGGUGUCGUUCUCACCAGAGGGCACGGGGAAUACAUCUUCAUUGGGAACAUCUCUGUGGAAGAAGGCCUGCAUGACUUGCAGCAACCAGAUCUGACUUUACCUGACGAGUGGAUUUACUGUGUGACGGAUAUAGACCCGCACCAUCGCAAACUCUCCCAGCUUCAGGCUGUCAUCCGCUACCUCACAGGAGAGGAGCCGGAUCUGGAAUGUGACGACGAACUGGUACAGGAAGUGCUGUUUGAUGCUGUGGUUACCGCCCCUCUGGAAGCCUAUUGGACAGCUUUGGUUCUCAAUUCUUCCAACUCAGGGGACGGUGUUGAGCUGGCUUUCCUGGGCACUCGAGCCGGGCUGCUCCGGUUCAGCCUGUUUGUCGGCUCUGAGAAGCGUGUGAAUAAGAAGUUCCUGACGAAGGCAGACAAGGACAGUAUCUUCACCAUGGAUCACUUCCCCUUGUGGUACCGACGCGCGGCUGAGCACCCUCCAGGCAGCUUCAUCUACUACAUCCCCUACGAGGAGGGGUCCAGUAGUGUGAUCGCCAGCACAGUGGUGUCAGUCACGGUCAACAAAAAGAUGGCCAUCGCUGCAGCUGUAGGGAUUCAGCUCAGGCUGGAGUUGCUGGAGAAGAAGUUCUGGACAGCCACGAGACAGCCCAACAACACCGAUUGCAGCACAAUAGAUGGAAUGUGCCCUAUCAACUGUGAUGACGAUAAUCUGAACUGCUAUCUUAUUGACAACAAUGGCUUCAUCCUGGUUUCCAAGGACAAAAAAGAGGCAGCUAAGUUCCUUGGGGAGGUGGACGGCUCUGUGAUGCAGCAGCUCCUCAAUACAGGAAUGUUCAAACAAGUGAUGCUAUACGAUUACCAGGCAAUGUGUAAGAUAGGCCACCAUCACCACAGCGGAGCCAGACCCCUGCUCAGCCCUUUCUAUGGUCUGCUGGUGGCUCUCAAGUGGUUCCUCAGCAAUAUAUUCCUGUUUCUGGUGGAGUUUAAUUUCUGUGGGUUUUGGCAUUCGGACAGCAUCGUGGACGCUCACAAGCACAAGAAACAUGACAUGCUGCAGCCAUGUGACACAGAGUAUCCAGCCUUCGUGUACGAGCCCUCCGUCAAAGAGACCAACAGCCUGAUCGAGUGCGGGACCUGCCAAAAGAUGUUCGUGGUUCAGCAGAUCACUAACAGUAACCUGCUGCUGGUGGUGACUCAAGCCGACUGUGACUGCAGUCUCUACCCCCUAAUCACACUUGAACCACAUGAAGUCAAAUAUAACGCCUCAGUGAAGUGUGACAGGAUGCGCUCCCAGAAGAUCAGAAGGCGUCCAGAUUCCUGCCACGCUUUCCAUCCUGAGGAAAAUGCGCAGGACUGUGGGGGAUCCUCAGACAUGUCUCUCUCUUUGCCCCUCUUCAUACUGUCGCUCUGCUCCGUGGCUGCUGUGUUGCAGUGAUGUGAACCUCUUCGCAUUCUCUUCUGUUGAAAAACCAAUGGUAACAGAAAAGACAUUUUGGAAUGAACCUGUAAGGUUGUGGACAAAUAAGCCUCUUGGGUGUCUCAAGAUGGUAAAACGACUUCCAAACCAGAGACGAAAAAACUUGACAUUAUUCCACAGGCUUGUGAAUGCACUGUGUGGUCCCAUCCUGUCUAGAAAUACCAACUGAACAUGAUGUUGCUUAAAGUGGACAGCUUCUCAUUUCCUUGCGCUCCAUGUUAAGCUUUCCUCCAGCAGAUCAACAAUCAGACUUUGCUCUUUGAAGGAAUAUACAGUAAGCCUUAUAGUGGCUCUUGAAUCACGGUCUGAAAUGGAUUUACUAUUUUGAGGGUUGAGUCAGUAGAUUCUGCUCAGCUGUGUACUGGCAUGUGAAGAUGAAGAACUUUUAAUAUUCAAGCCACUGGUGGACUUUUAGACUUUUUUUUUUCCUUUAGAAUGAGCUGCCGUCAUAAACUAAAUAUCCUUUCAUUCCCCUAUGGAUUCUAGAGUUGAUGAGCCCUGUUUUCAAAUCAUACUACAGUUAUAGAAAUAGGAAUGGGAACAUUCUGAAACAGAAUACUAGGUCCAGUGUGUCCUGGUUUUCAAUUGUGUACAGGCUAUUAACCAAGAGGCAGGGUUAGCCAGCUUUGCUGACGCGACGUGUCUGGUGCAUCAUGAUUGUUUAUCAUUAUAGCUACUAUAUCUAAUGUACAAGCCAUUUUUAUAUACUGUGCAAGAAAUAAGAGCCAAAGGGUUCUUUAGGAA